Molecule: messenger RNA, 1320 nt
Organism: Agrilus planipennis (emerald ash borer)
Lineage: Eukaryota; Metazoa; Arthropoda; Insecta; Coleoptera; Buprestidae
Exons: 1
Coding region: 58-1320 (420 amino acids)
Molecular function (GO): zinc ion binding; nucleic acid binding
Source: RefSeq, a predicted model, not a curated record
UGGUGUCAGAAGUGGGAUAAAGCGUCAAUAAACAGGAAAAAGUGAGAAAGUUGUGAAAUGGCCACGAACGACGCAGUAUCAGGAAUAAAGCCGCCAGCUAACCUACAAAUCGACUCGGACAAAUCAACGAGCUGGAAAAAGUGGUUACAACAAUUUGAGUGGUAUGCCACUGCUAUCCAACUAGAUAAAAAGCCAGCCGAGGUCCAGGCAGCAACAUUUAUGGCUGUGAUAGGCCCAGAUGCGAUCGAAAUUUAUAAUAGUUUCAAUCUCAGCGAGGUGGAAACAGAUAACCUACAAGUUAUCAAAGAUAGGUUUAAAGAGUAUUUUGCACCAAAAACAAACAUAUCUUUUGAAAGAUAUAUAUUUUUCAAGAUUGAACAAAAUGAAGAUGAACAAUUCAAUGAGUUUUUAACUAGAAUAAAAACCCAAGCAGGAAAAUGUGAAUUUGACAACUUAUGCGAUGAAAUGCUGAAAGACAAGAUAGUAUUCGGAAUUAGAUCUAAUCAAGUAAGAGAGAAAUUACUAACAGAAGACAAACUAGAUUUGAUGAAAGCGGUAAAUAUCUGCAGAACAAGUGAACAAGCUUCCAAACAACUGGAUGAGUUUGAAAGUAAAAGUAAAACGGAAAGCGUGUCAGCAGUGAAAAACAAAGAUGCCAGAAAAGAAGAAAACAAGAACUUUGACUGCAGAAGAUGUGGUACAAACCAUAAACGCCGAGAGUGCCCAGCUUUUAACAAACCAUGCACAAAAUGCAAUAGAAAUGGUCACUUUGCAAAUAUGUGCAGGACUACAAAGAAAUAUGAUACUAAACGGAAAAAUAGAGUGAAUGUACUAGAAGAAAGCUCAAAUUCUGAAGAUGACGUAUACAUAUCUGCUAUAAGUACUGGAGAAAAGAAAAACUGGACAGAAAAGAUUCAGGUUGACAACGUGAAGUUUACAGUUAAACUAGAUACAGGCGCAGAAUGUAAUGUAUUACCAAGACAUUUGAUGGACAAAACAAAAGCAAGUCUGAAGUCAAGCCGAACAAGAAAUCUGAUAAGUUACACAGAUGACAAAAUGACAGUGUUAGGUGAAGUAGAGCUAGUAUGUAAAUUAAAAAACGAAGAAACAAAAAUUGUUUUCAAAGUAGUUCAAGAAAAAGUUACACCAAUCUUAGGACUUGAUACCUGCGAAAAAUUGGGACUUAUUGCACGAGUCAAAACAUUGAAGGAAAGUCAAUGUACAGAUGACAUAUUCGAAGGCUUAGGCUGCUAUAAAGGUUACGAGUAUGAUAUCGAUCUGAUUGAGAACCCAAAAUUCGAAAUNGUACAUGUCAGUUAA